AUGGGUACUCCUGGUCCUACCACUCUGCAGCUGGAGAACUGUACUGCAGCUGAUGCUUUUGGCAGCAGAGGAGCCCUGGAGGCUGGGCUGGGAUUGAAGGUGCGUGCAACCACGCCCUGUGUGACACUGCAGUUUCUGCUUGGUCUAGUGGUAGCCAUUGGUCUUCUUCCUUGGGUGACUUCUGGCCAGGAUAAUGAAGGACCAGGGGCUUCAUGUGUCUACUGGACAGCAGAAGGGCAUUUCUGGGAGCCCAGGUGCUCGUUGUGGAGGACAGCAGGGAUCUGGUUCCUCUCUACUGCCCUAGAGCAGUCCAUGGACAGCACCACUGAAGGAGGUGGCCUGCAGACGCCAAGGAUGGACAUGAUGCUGCAGGUCAUUUUUCCUAGCAUGAACCACAGGAAUUGGACCGUCCAUCGACUCAGGCUCCUCCUGCAGUACCACAUGCCCAGGGAUUUGGACUGUGCUCAGCAACGGCUGUGGCAACUCCACAAUCUUGAGAAAGGGCCCCUCCUUAGCCCUUGGGCUUUCAAGCAUCUGUUCCUUACAGGCCUUGCCUGUGUCUACUGACUCCAUAGGGCUAGUGAGACUGAGGAAAGGGGUCAUUGGACCUAGGCCUUUGACCUCCUGGCACAGGAAACACUCUGGGGCCUGUGCAAGGAUGUCUGUCCCCAGGGCCAGCAUCUUUCUCUGGUAUCCUGGGCUUCCAUCCUUGACCUAGCCUCUGACCCUUCUCUUUCACUUGAUGGUUUCUAUUCUCUUUUCCCUUUCCCUGUCCUGGGCAAGUGCUCUAUCUAG
This is a messenger RNA of Mus caroli (Ryukyu mouse), 795 nucleotides long. The record is from RefSeq and is a predicted model, not a curated record. Lineage: Eukaryota; Metazoa; Chordata; Mammalia; Rodentia; Muridae.